AUGUCAGAUUACAACCGCCGGCGCACCUCUGGCUCUGGAGGACGGUCGGCCCUGGGGUACUGGGUGCCGCUGGUGAUCACUGUUGGAGUUGCGACAGCCGGACUCGCUGCCUGGAUCUGGAGCGAGCGCCAGGGCGACGAUGACGACGAAGGGCUAGGCUACCACGAUGGCAACUCUCCCAUCACGAUGGAGCCGGGGACUGGGGAUGCGUACUCGAGGGGUGUCACGACAGCCACCGAUGGCGGCGCGCGAGCGGACGACGGGAGUGUGAUAUCUCGCGUCCAGGGAGCCUGGCGUCGGACUCCAAGUCCCAAGCAGUUCUUUGACGGGGCCAGCAGAUCGGUCGUGGCCGGAGUCACUGCUGCGGGUGCCGUGGUGGGAGGCGCAUUGUCGUCCAUCCGCGAGGAGGGUAGAGGCGACUAUGACGACGAUCCGCAGCAGCAUCAGCAGUCAAGACGAAAUGGCGAGACGGCCCGGACUCAACGAGCGCCAGAUGCGUCGCAGGGAUACACUCAGACCCAGACUAUUCCUGGCGCAUUACCGACCGACAUUGCGCCUGCUGCUAAGCAACGUCAAGGAGCGAAGAGAGUUAAGACAGUGGCCAUCGUGGUGUCCUCUGUUUUGCCCGCCUCGGACAUCGAUGAACAGAUCUCGGGCCAUGCUUCGAUUCUAGCGCACCUACCUGAGUAUAUCGAACCGGAAACCUCUCGAAUCUUCGUCCUUAUAUACGCGCCGGGGGUGCAGCCUUCUGCUGCUACGAUCGGUUCCAGACAGCCCUUGUCAAUUACAUCUUCCUACUCCAACAUUGCUUCCGAAGAGGGAACUGGUGCAGACACAAGCGAACUCGGGCCCUUGACCAACAUUGACCCCCACCCAACAACUUCAGACGAAUCCCAGCAGCCUUCCUCCCUUUACCGUACCCUUUACGGUCAGGCACAGGCACUUGUCGAUGAUGAAAAUAUGAUCAUGCCCUUUAGUACUCCUGCUGGCCACGUGCAUAUCCUUCGCCAUCUCUCCCCAGAGGUUGUCUAUAUCCAGGAGAGCCUUACCGGUGAUGACGGAGAGAGCGUCACCCAGAUCUCAGGAUGGGUGCGUGAGGUCGUUGUCGUCAUCGGUGACGAGGGCGGACGAGGUGGCCUGGUGGACAGUGACGACGAGUCUACCACUGCAGACAAGGGAGAGCGGUGGUGGCAGAAGGAAGGGGUCACUGGUAUCGGUAAACGAAUCACCGUUGUGGAUGGAGUCAGAAUUGGUGAAGAGUGGAAACGACGAGUUUGCGGCCACGAAUGA
Messenger RNA from Arthroderma uncinatum, 1290 nucleotides. RefSeq lists its product as uncharacterized. The transcript has 2 exons. The coding region runs from base 1 to 1290 and encodes 429 amino acids. The record is from RefSeq and is a predicted model, not a curated record. Lineage: Eukaryota; Fungi; Ascomycota; Eurotiomycetes; Onygenales; Arthrodermataceae.